Molecule: messenger RNA, 780 nt
Organism: Babesia bigemina
Lineage: Eukaryota; Apicomplexa; Aconoidasida; Piroplasmida; Babesiidae
Product: STEP II SPLICING FACTOR SLU7 domain and N-terminal domain of CBF1 interacting co-repressor CIR containing protein, putative
Exons: 1
Coding region: 1-780 (259 amino acids)
Source: RefSeq, a predicted model, not a curated record
AUGUGGAUGGGCAAGAUCGGAAACAAGUCCGCCUCCUUCAUCAACCACAAGCACUUCCACCCGGGCAACAGGAGCAACCUGGAGAAGGUAUGGCUGGCGGAGGAGAAGCACAAGGCGGAGCUGAAGCGCCAGAAGGAGAUGCGGGAGAAGCUGGCGGAGGAGAUACGCAUGACGCAGUUGAAGCGCCAGCUAAGGGAGCAGGAGGACCAGCGCUACAAGGAGUACCUGCUCGAGCAGCGGCCGCCCAGCAAGUACCAGGUGCCCGCGGCAGGGUCGAAGCUGGACGGCAGCGAGGCCGGACUGAUCAUCACCAAGCCCGCCACGGAGGCCCAGCCCAGGAGCCGCGAUGCGGCCAGCCACAAGCUGGUGAUCAGGUCGAGCUACCGUGAGGACGUCCACGAGUGCGGCCACUCGAGCGUCUACGGCAGCUUCUACGACCGCGCUACGGGGCAGUGGGGGUACCGCUGCUGCGGGUCGCUCAAGCGCGGGGCGGCGUGCCCCCUGAAGCGCCGAGCCGGCUCGCGCAAAGGUGCCGCGAGCGACCCGAAGGACGCCCAACAGGGACACACGCCCGCUACGGACGACGGCAACGAUAACAGCGGCCACGAAGCCGCCGCCGAGGACGAUCGCAAAUCGCAUUCAGGGAAGCGCGAGCUGGAGGACGACACCGGCUCCCCAGCUGAGCGCUGCCCAGCCAAAGCCGCCAAGCACAAGCGCCGAGGCGACCUGAGCCUCGCGGAGGCCUUGGACAAGCUAAAAAAGAUGGAGGCACUGGACUGA